Messenger RNA from Trachymyrmex cornetzi, 1767 nucleotides. RefSeq lists its product as uncharacterized. NCBI's taxonomy places the organism in Eukaryota, Metazoa, Arthropoda, Insecta, Hymenoptera, Formicidae. The record is from RefSeq and is a predicted model, not a curated record. The coding region runs from base 1 to 1767 and encodes 588 amino acids. Gene Ontology annotation, molecular function: nucleic acid binding; zinc ion binding. The transcript has a single exon.
AUGACUAAGCAACUAGCUCAAUUAAAGCAAAAACGAGCCCGAAUAAAGGGGCAAAUCACGCGAAUACAGAACUUUUUUGACGAAAAUGACAAAGUCUCCGUAUCAGAAGCACAGGUUAGGUUAAAAAGGUUGGAAGAAGCCUUUUCUCGAUUCGAAAUCAUACAAGACGAAAUUGAUGAGAUAAAAGAAAUCGAAGACGAGGAAGGAGAAGAUGCAGAAAGCGAAAUGGAAAGAAAACAAUUCGAAGAAAGAUACUACAAAGCAGCAGCAACGGCACAAGGUAUUAUUGACAAUCAUCAACAUUCACAGGUAGAGUUACAGCAGAAUCUUGUACGGAACAACAAUGGAACUCAUAGGGAAGAGCGACAUAGGCCUGUGAUCAAGUUACCAGAAUUCAGUGGCGAAUAUACGAAAUGGAUGUUUUUCAAAGAUAGUUUCGAAACGAUCAUCCAUCAAGAUGCAGGGCUUACACCGAUGCAAAAACAUCAAUUUUUAAUAGGCGUGCUUCAAGGAGAAGCUCGUAGUGUAAUACAAGGUUUUAAAAUCUCUAAUGAAAAUUAUGAGAAUGCAUGGACACUCUUGAAGGAGACGUACGACAACAAAAUGAUGAUAAUCCAGACACACUUAGAUGAACUACUAACGUUUCCAGUCAUCACAAAGGAUAACAAAGCAGAAUCAAUUCGACAAUUUAUUUGGCAUAUCCAGACACAUGUAUCGUCGUUCAAGGUACUUGCACAGCCGGUUAAUUACUGGGAAACAAUCAUAAUUCAUUUAACGAAGAAAAAACUCGAUUUCAUUGAGCAACGUGAUUGGCAAGAUACGGUCAAGGAUAAAACACCAGAAGAUAUGCCGACAUUGACAGAAUUUCUCAAAUUUCUUAAUGAUCGGUGCCAUAUAAUUAGAGUACUUGAGCAGGGAAAGACAAAGGUGGUGAGUAAUGGAAAACAGCAACAGAAGAUUGAAACAAAGAAGGAGAAAGGAGAGAAAAGGGUCACUCUGUCGACUAUAAGGGUGAAUUGCAGAUAUUGUAACGACGAUCAUCCAACCUAUAAAUGCGAAGAACUUUUAAAGCUUUCGGCACCUGAAGGGACGAAAAGUGUAAUCGAAAAGAGGUUAUGUAUUAAUUGUUUCGCACCAGGGCAUUUCGGACGGGACUGUAGAGGUUCUUCAUGCAGGAAAUGUGACAGGAAGCAUAAUACGCUUCUCCAUAUAGAAAAGGAGGAGCCCACAACUCAAGGGAAUUCAAAGAAUAAUUCAAUCGUAACGCAUGUUCGGGCGGAAGAUGACAAGACAAUCAAAGAAGAAGAUUCCGUGGCGAUGAAUAUUUACUGCGCACAUAAUAAAGCAGCGAGAGUCAUGUUAUCAAUAGCACAGGUAUACGUACGUGACUCCGACGGUAAUCAACAAGCAUGCCGUGCACUGUUGGAUCCAGGUUCGCAACUAAAUCUAAUCACCACAAGUCUGCACAAAAAACUGAAGCUGCCUUUUACAAGAGAUGAGCGGCACAUUAAUGGUAUCAAUCAGAUAAAAACGAGUGCAAAUAAGAUAACUCGCAUACAACUUGAAUCGAAAUACAGCAAUUACUCAACCGAGAUGGAAUGUCUGGUAUUUCCAAGGAUCACAGAACAGUUGCCACAAACGAAGAUAGAUGUAGCAAAAAUCUACGUUCCAAGAGAUGCUCAGUUAGCAGACCCCGCGUAUAACAUUCCAGGCCCUAUUGAAAUUUUAAUAGGAGAAGGUGUAUACUGGAAGAUACUAAUAGGCUAA